AUGGAUCGAUCCAUGGCAUGUCCAUUCGGCCAUAUCAGCGAGGCGGCAAUCGAGAGAGCUCGCGCCAUACUGGACGACUGUGAGAAGAACGUGGAUGAGCUCGAGAAGGUCUUAGCCAAGGAGAACCACACUGAUGUUGAUGUGUUACAAGUUUUCGAGACAAGUCGAACCCUUUCUGGCGAAUUUUACAACACGUUCCCGAUCGCAGAUUUCGAAUACGGCACAGUGAAGAUCUUCGAUACUAAAGAUGACAUUAAUCGUGCUCGCGAAACUUUGAACCGUAUGGCCGAAGUCGAGGUAGCAACACGUCUUCUCACUGGCGCUGCCCAUCGGAAAGACGUUGAUAGAAUCAGCUACAUAAUAUCAGCGUUGGAAUGCCGGUUCACUGAGAUGAGUCCGACGGCCGAUAUGAGCCAAAAAAUACUUCGGUAUAUCCACGUGACGGGCGGUUCUUGUUGGAAGAUCAAGGGAAUUCUGGAAAUAACCCCACGAGAAGCCACUUUGAACUUUGGUGAUUUCGUUGAUGACGACAAUCAAAUGUUCCUUUGGCAUGGCACGAAAGCUGUGAACUUAAUGAGUAUUCUGAAGGAUGGCUUUCUCGUGAAUCCGCGUAACACCUCAAUUACGGGUAGGCUGUUCGGAGAUGUGGCGCUAGGUAAGUGUUACACAAAGAAUUCGUGGAACCUGCAGUGGGGUGAAGAUAUGCCAAAAGGCUACGAUUCUAUACACGUGAUUGGUCAGAAAUAUCCGCAAUCAUCCAUCACUGAGAAC
This is a messenger RNA of Ostertagia ostertagi, 771 nucleotides long. The record is from the annotation of a GenBank genome assembly. NCBI's taxonomy places the organism in Eukaryota, Metazoa, Nematoda, Chromadorea, Rhabditida, Trichostrongylidae.